This is a messenger RNA of Ustilago hordei, 549 nucleotides long. RefSeq lists its product as uncharacterized. The transcript has a single exon. Bases 1 to 549 code for a protein of 182 amino acids. NCBI's taxonomy places the organism in Eukaryota, Fungi, Basidiomycota, Ustilaginomycetes, Ustilaginales, Ustilaginaceae. The record is from RefSeq and is a predicted model, not a curated record.
AUGGGUGGCCAGUACCAGCGCUUGCUCCUUCCUCCACCUCGCUUGCCGUCGCCUAAUGAUGAAGGGAGGAUAGUGCCUAGAGCAACACCAGCGUUCAAACUAGCAAGAAAAGUGCGAAUGACCCAGACUAUCCAUCCUCUUUGCAGCCCCCCUGCUCCUGCUCCUUCUACUGCGUUUCUUAUUUGGGAGGUGGAGGGACGAGGGAAUUUUGUACUCCACAAAAGAACGAAGGUGAGGAGUAUUAGGGGUGAGAGUUGGGAUAGCAGGAUGGCUUUACUUGGUAGUAAAGGGUCGGUGAACUCGUUCCUUUCCACUACUUGUUUCUUAUGGCUUUGUGCGGGUGUGGAGGUGGUGUUUGCCGGUGUCGACGAUGCUUCUGCAUUCUUUUCUGUGACCUUGUGCCGGACGGAUGAACGCUGUUGUCGUAAGAGCGUACGAACAGCCACCCAGCUCGAAACGCCGACGCACAAAUGCAAAGCUAGACCUUCUACCAAAGUCACCGCCAGUACGUUCAAAUACGAGACUAGCGUCGGUAGCAUCUCUCCGUGA